AUGGGAAGAAACAUAAUAGCAUUAGACGAACUUACAGUGAACAAUGUUGGUGUGUUCAAAAAGAUCAACGAAGUGACACUACCGUGCAAAUAUCCUGAGACUUGGUACGAUCAAAGUCUCAAGUCCUCAGACACGGUUGUCCAAUUAGCAUAUUAUUCUGAAUUGCCAGUCGGUGCAAUUAAAGCACGUGCAUUCAAUAACACGCACCCUACUACAUCGCCAAAUUUUGAAGAAUUACUAGCUUCUAGCGUGUUGCAAAAGACCCCCAAUUGCAUUUAUAUUGAGAGUUUUGCCGUUUUGGAAAAGUACCGAGGAUUGGGAAUUGGACUGAAAUUAUUGGAGUGGGUUAUUGAGCAAACAAAGAAAAAGUUUAUUCAUGAGAUUAUAAUUCACGUACAUCAACUGGAUGAGAAAGUGAUAUCUUGGUACAAGAAGAGAGGUUUCAAGGAAGGCGAAGUGGCUAAGGAUUAUUACAAAAAUCAAGGAUUGGACAAACCAAACGCUGUGAUUUUAAGACUCGAGGUAUAA
This is a messenger RNA of Lodderomyces elongisporus, 528 nucleotides long. It is a transcript of the gene NAT5, whose product is annotated as peptide alpha-N-acetyltransferase subunit. Bases 1 to 528 code for a protein of 175 amino acids. Gene Ontology annotation, molecular function: N-acetyltransferase activity. Lineage: Eukaryota; Fungi; Ascomycota; Pichiomycetes; Serinales; Debaryomycetaceae. The transcript has a single exon. The record is from RefSeq and is a predicted model, not a curated record. Gene Ontology annotation, cellular component: NatA complex. Gene Ontology annotation, biological process: mitotic sister chromatid cohesion.